AUGGCGUCCACGCAGAGCGACAGAGCUUCUAACGGCAAACCCGUUGAGUCCUCGACAGAUACAUCGAAAUCACAGCUUAAGCAAAGGAAAACGAGUAAACCUCGGCGUGGUUAUAUCACGUGGCUACUAGCCCUCAGUGUUCGAUUGUUUGUCUGGUAUACAGUCCUCACGCCCUUUUUCAAAUGCCCAUCGAAUCUAUCCGAAUUAAACGACUCUUCUCCAAGCGUCUGCAAACCUUAUUUGAUUGCUCGGUCGCAUAUUGAUCCUCACGUCGAUCCCUACUACCAAGCGUAUGCGGCUCCUUAUGUUGAGCGGGCACGUCCAUAUGCACAAGGCUUUAACGAACAUGUAUACGCCCCUGCGUCGAAAAUCGCGAUACGUGGCUACCAUACUUAUGGUGCCCCUGCUCUCGCUCAAGGACGCGAGUACGGUAAACAACAAUGGGAGGCAGUUGUAUUGCCGCAAUUGAAGUCUGCACAAACAAAAGCGAAUGACCUUUAUACGAGCAAUGUUGAUCCGUAUUUACAAAAAGCCAUUCUCGUCUCAUCGCCAUACCUUGAUCCUGUCACCAAUAAGGCCAUUCAAUUCAAGGAUGAAUACCUUUUGCCUGUAUAUAUAUGGUCCAAACCUUUCAUCGGCAAGGCAUACAUUUCUGGUCAGGACUUUCUCGUUGAAACCGCAAUUCCAGUGGCUCACCAAGCCUGGUCUUCUUUGGUUGUCUUUAUUAGGAGCAACCUGCUGCCUACCGUGACUGGCUUAUAUAGUGAAAAUGUGGAGCCGCAACUCGUCAAGAUUGGGGAGAGAUUGGCCUCAUAUCGCGAAGGAAGGAAAUUGAGAACAGUCGUUGAUAAAUUCGAAAGCACUUCUGAGACAUUGAACACAGAGCCUGUCCCUGUAGCGGAAGAACCUGUCAGUGACACGCAUAUAACAGUAACUACUUCCAGUUCCACAACUCAAGCUCCUGAAACAAGCACACCCCCGACGCCAGAGCAGAAAUUUAAGGAUUCUCGAGAACAAGUAGCUUCUGACCUUGAGCUAUGGCAGCAAAAGUUUGCUGCUGCCUCUGAUAAAGGAAUUGAAGAUCUGAAGGAUCGAAUUGAAGAGAUUGUGACCAGCCAGCUCGAAAGCGGCGCUAAAACACAUGGUACGACCUUGCUCGAGGCUUUGAUGGCCGUCCAAGACCACGAAAUAGCAAACAUUAAAACGCAUAUCAACCAUCUCGUUCAAAAUUUGCCCCCGCACCGUGCUCCAGAAGAAGAAGACACGGCACUUGAAGAUCUCCUGCAAUUUAUUCGAGCCGAGGGCACAACAAUCAGAGACCGUGCGCACGCACUUAGGCAGUGGCACAUUUCCUUUGAACAGGAACUAGGUCGUCGAGUUGACGCUGCCACUAACUCCACUCUCGAUAUAUUGGAUGGGAUUCGUGAUUUUGGACUUCAAGAGAUUGGUACGCGGUGGACCUGGAUGAACGCCGUAACCUAUAAAGAUUGGGCCAAGCUCCAUGCUCUGAGGAACAAAUCCAACGAUUGGCACGAUCAGAUUUACCAAGUGGGUUUGCAACACGAAAUGGUUGAAGAAGCCAAGGAGGUGGCUGGUGACAUCCUUGCCCAGGGUAUGGCUAUUGCCGAAAAUACCGCCAGAGAACUUUCCCGACUCAAGGAAGUUGGAAAAUGGAAAAUCCAGGCAAGAGAGGUCAGUGAUAAUUUCGAAAGCAGAAGCGAAGCACCACCGCCACUACCUGAGCCAGAACCUGAGGUAGAGCCUGAGGUAGAGUCUGAGGAAGAGUCUGAGGAAGAACAAGUGGAGGAUGAUACUCUGGAAUCGGAUGAGGAAUUUGCCUUCACCGCCAGCCAAGAGACGGAUGAACCUGAAGAAACCUCGGUUUCCGAUGAUACUGUAUCCACGGCGAUCGAGACUACCACUAUUGAAAUCGAGUUGGCCGAACGAACUUCUACGGCUGUCGACAACACAGCCAACGCUGAAGUGCCAACCCCAACGCCUUCUACGGAUACUGCAACAGAAGAGUUUGAAACAGAGGAGUCCGACGAGUUCGAUUCUGCCGAGGAAAACACAAUCAUUCCUACCAGCAGUAAGGUCUGGGGUGGUGCUGCUGCUCAAGCUGUGCCAAAUCGACAGCCAGUGAUGGAUGACGAAGAUGACCAUUUUCAGUUUGCUGAACAACUUACAAUCUUUGCCGGUGAGGCUGGUGAACGCUUUAUAGAAGCUACCAAAGCCGUGAGGGAAGCAUUGCUUAGCCAGGGCGACAUACCGAAAUUCGGUGAACAGGCUCGUGAGCAAUACUCCCGCGCACUGGCGGCUGCAUCAAAUGCUUUGUAUGGCGACUCGACGUCUAGCAACGAUUUCGCCGAGGCAGCUUCCGAGAAAUUCCAAAAGGCCGUUUCAGCGGCCUCUUCUGCAUUCUACGGAGCCCCCCGUGCUGCCUCCAGUGCUGGGCCGUUGGAAUCCAUCUCAUCUAUUGCAUCGUCUCGUCUGCAAGAAGGCUUGAGUCUUGCCACUGCACAAUACUCCAGUCUAAAAGCGACCAUCUCACCGACCCCACCAAGUGCCCAGGACCCUGUUUUCCUCGAUCCUCAACGCCGUUAUUAUGAGGCUAUUGGAAUUGCCCAUGAUCGUUACACUGCAUUUGUGGCUUCAGCAUCUGAGGCUGUCUUCCCAAGUCCUACCCCAACACCAGAACCCGUGAAUGUCCAGGAAGUUUUAGAGGCCGCAAUCAAUCAAUUCCAUCAAGUGUCUUCCCUUGCAUCUUCCAGUCUAACGGCCGUCAUCGCGGCUGCCAGCUCUAUGGCUGGCUCUGGAGGGGAUGAGGCCCGUGAAAUUGUGGAGGAUGCAGUGUCAAAGUACAGCACUGCCAUGCUAGCAGCCUCUGCAACGCUUUCCUCGGCUUCCGAAUAUGCUAGUUCGGCUAUCUACGGUCCUGUUGAGACGGAAUCCAGCACAACGACAACUGACUCAUGGGAGGAUUUGGUUUCACGCGCUAGUGAGCACAUAUAUAGCGGCGCGCAAACAACAUCCACCCCUUCGCCUGAUGCCGCCACUGCGGUUGAAGAAUACAACAGUAGUAUCAGCAGUGCUACAAGCAAGAUCAAGGAUGAGCUAUGA
Talaromyces rugulosus is the source of this 3120-nucleotide messenger RNA. RefSeq lists its product as uncharacterized. Gene Ontology annotation, biological process: protein transport. NCBI's taxonomy places the organism in Eukaryota, Fungi, Ascomycota, Eurotiomycetes, Eurotiales, Trichocomaceae. Bases 1 to 3120 code for a protein of 1039 amino acids. The transcript is spliced from 4 exons. The record is from RefSeq and is a predicted model, not a curated record.